Gadus macrocephalus (Pacific cod) is the source of this 5226-nucleotide messenger RNA. RefSeq names its product neurobeachin-like 1 (gene nbeal1). Gene Ontology annotation, biological process: intracellular protein localization. Gene Ontology annotation, molecular function: protein kinase binding. NCBI's taxonomy places the organism in Eukaryota, Metazoa, Chordata, Actinopteri, Gadiformes, Gadidae. The record is from RefSeq and is a predicted model, not a curated record. Gene Ontology annotation, cellular component: membrane; cytosol.
CCUCCCUCCCUCCCUCCCUCUCUCGCUCCUCUCCCUCUCUCCCUCCAGCGGGACCCUGACUAUCUCAAGCUGUGGCUGGAGAUCUUCAUCGGCUCCUACGAGCGAUGUCUGGACGUGGACUUCGAGAAGCCGCCUUCCAGGCCGGACGAGGUGCCCCCGGUGCUGUCCCUGCUCCCGGACAACAUCCUGCAGGUGCUGCGGCACCAGCUGCUGCAGUGCGUCCAGAAGGCCUCGGAGGGCCUGGAGCCCCAGCAGCUGGCCCUGGCCCUGCUGCUGCUCAAGUUCCUCAUCGUGGUCUGCAGAAACCUGUCAAACGUGGAGGAGAUCGGCACCUGCUCCUACAUCAACCAUGUGAUCAACAUGACCACGCUGUACAUCCAGCAGCUGAAAAGCAAGACCAAGGAGAAGGAGAUGGCCGACCAGACGCAGGCCGAGGAGUUUGUCCGUCACGCGCUGGCCUUCUGCGAGAGCCUCUACGACCCCUACCGCAACUGGAGGCACCGGGCGUGCGGGGAGCGGGUGGGCACUGCAGAGAGAAGCAGACAGAAGUUCAAAGCCGCUCCCCUCACAGUGGAGUUCGUCCCCUUCUUCUACCAGUGCUUCCAGGAGAGUGAGCACCUGAAGGACAGUCUGAAAUGCUGCCUGCUCCACCUGUUUGGAGCCAUUGUGGCCGGCGAGCAGAGGAACGCCCUUCUGGCCAUCUCCCCGGCCACCAUGGAGGUGCUGAUGGCCGUGCUGGCCAACAGCGCCACCGGUAGCCACGGCGACCCGGACGGCGACCCUGACUGGGACGGGGAGGCGCCGGGCCGCCGCGCCCUGCUGACGCUGGGCUGCCUGCGCGAGGUGGUCCACCGGCUGCUGGCCUCCAGCUCGGACCAGCGGCCCGUGGAGAUCGCCUCGGUGCUCGACCUCUACUUCAAGCUGCUCAACUCGGACCCGGCCGCCGCGGCGACGCAGCAUCAGCACCAGCACCAGCAUCAGCAUCAGGGGCCGGGGCCGGGGCCCGACCAGACGCAGGCCAAGGCCCGGCCCGCGCCGCUCGGCCGCCACUGGGAGAAGCGCUUUGUGGCGCUGCAAGUGCACAUGCUAGACACCAUCAGGGACAUGUUCCUGUGCUCGGACAGGCCAGUGCUUCAGGCCAUCUUCCUCAACAGCAACUGCUUCGAGCACCUCACGCGGCUACUGCAGAACAGCAAGCUGAUUAACGCCAGGUGCGCUGCGGCAGACAAGGACCAGAAAGAUAUAGCCAACAACAGGUUACUGACAGGAACGCGAGAGGACAGUGAGCCUCAGGUGUUCCAGGGCCGACUGGAUUCGCUGGCCGUGGCGACCAUCAAAGCCCUGACCACGGUGAUGCACAAGUCUCCGGCUGCCAAGGAAGUGUUCAAGGAGCGGAUCGGCUACAACCACCUGUACGAGGUGCUGGUGUCCCUGGGCCAGCCGUCCCGGCACCUCCUGAAGGAGCUCAUGAACAUGGCGGUGGAGGGUGAGCACAGCUCGGUGGGCCUGCUGGGCAUCAGCAACGUGGAGCCCCUGCUGCUGCUGGCCCAGUGGCUGCCGGAGCUGGACUCCCCCGAGCUGCAGCUCUUCACGGCCGACUGGCUGCGCCGCCUCUGCUGCCUCGACCGCCGGACGCGCGCCGUGUGCGUCAACGCCGCCAUGCCGCUGCGCCUGCUCGCCACGCUGGAGCGGCCCGGGCGGCUGCACCGCGCCUCCGCCGAGAGCCUCCUGGCGCUGCUGGGGGCGCUGGGCGCGCAGUCGCUGGGCGCCGCGGAGCUGCGCGCCUUCCUGCGGCUGCUGCGGGCCCCGGAGGCGGGCGGCGGCGGCGGCGGGGGCGGGGCCCACCCCUACGUGGGCGCCGGGCUGCGGGCGCUGCUGGCCAUGGUGCGGCGGCCGGGGCUGGAGUGCGCCAUGCAGUACUUUGACCUGUCGCCCGGCAUGGCGGGCGUGGUGGUGCCCACGGUGGCGCGCUGGCCCGGUGCGGCCUUCAGCUUCCUGGCGUGGCUGUCGCUGGACCAGGAGCAGCUGGACACGCCGGGGAAGGGCGACAAGAGGAAGCAGCUGUACAGCUUCUUCACCCCGGGCGGGACGGGCUUCGAGGCCUUCAUCAGCUGGGCCGGGCUCCUGGUGGUGGCAGUGUGCACCAAGAAGGAGUACGCCACGGUCAUGCUCCCCGACUACUGCUUCUGCGACUCCCUCUGGCACAGCGUGGGCGUGGUCCACGUCCCGGGGAAGAGGCCCUUCGGCCAGAGCCUGGUCUACAUCUACGUGGACGGGCAGCAGAAGCUGUCGGCCCCCCUCAAGUACCCCGUCAUGACCGAGCCCUUCACCUCCUGCUGCAUCGGCUCGGCGGGCCACCGCACCACCACGCCCCCGCCCUCCCAGAUCCCCGACCCGCCCUUCCUGACCCCCACCACCCCCUCGGGGCGGACCUCCCUGGGGGGCAUCCUGUCGUCGGCGGGCGGGGCCUGGGGCGGGCUGCUGGGCGGCGGCGGCGGCGGCGGCGGCGGCGGCGGCUCGGUCACCAAGCUGAUCUCGGCGGGCACCCAGGACAGCGAGUGGGGCAGCCCCACCUCGCUGCAGGGCCAGCUGGGCGGGGUGAUGGUGUUCCACGAGGCCCUGCAGCCCGCGCACGUCAAGGCCGUGUGCAGCGCAGGUCCCAACUGCAUCUCCCCCUUCAAAACUCAGGAGGCGGAGCUUGGCGACCUGUCGACCAAACUGCUGCUUCACUAUUCGCCCAAGGCGUGUAGGAACCCCAUCUGUCUGGAUCUGUCCCCCAACCUGCUCCACGGACGCCUGACCGGCAACAAGGUGGUGAACUGGGACAUCAAGGACAUGAUCAACUGCGUGGGGGGCGUCCACGUGCUCUUCCCCAUCCUGGAGCAGCUGGCCCUGGUGGCGCCCGAGCAGCCCAGCGGAGAGGCCCCCCCGGGGCCCGAGCACAUCAGCCCGGACGUGACCCCGCCGGGCGACGGCGACUGGGUCAUCCUGCCCACCAACCGGGCCUCGGAGGCCCGUCUGGAGAAGAACCUGGUGGCGUCCUUCCUGCUGGUGCUGAAGCACUUCCUGCAGAGACACCCCAUCAACCAGGAGAGCCUGCUGCACGCCCACGGGGUGGCCUCGCUGGGCACGCUGCUGCAGAAGUUGCCGGCGGGCAGCGUGGACGUGAGCGUGCUGGUGGCGGUGCAGCUGCUGGUGGAGCAGGUGACCUACGAGAAGAACCCGGCGCUGCUGCAGCAGCUCCACACCCACCUGCUCUUCAACUGCAGCACCUGGAGCCAGGGGGACUUCCCCACCCGCAUCGGUCACAUCCAGUACAUGUCCACCAUCGUCAAGGACAACAGGAAGCAGUUCCGCAAAAGAUUCGGCGUCCAGUUUCUGCUGGACACCAUCAGAAUGUUCUACGGGAGGAGCUCUUGCCGGGAGAGCGACAUGAGCGAGGAGGACGUGGGCACGGUGCGCGUCUCUCUCUGCGGCCUGCUCAAGUACUACAUCAGCAAGGGCAUGUCCCAGGACGAGAUGCACAGCAUUCUGGGAUACAUCGCCGCCAUCGGGGACGAGGAACAGCUGUGCUCUCUGCUGGAGCUGCUGAUCGGUCUGCUCCAGACCAGCCCGGCCCGGGACCAGCUGGUGCUGCUGCUGUUCGAGGCCGGGGCGGCCGACUCCUGCUACGCCCUGCUGCUCAACACCAAGUACUCGGACCGCCUCCGGGAGCUGGUCUUCAAGCUGUUUGAGCGCAUGCUGCGCUGCGACCGCGUGUACGAGCGCAGCAAGCAGCGUCUGCGUCUGCGCGAGGCGGGCUACUCCGGCCUGUCGCUGCUCUUCCCCGACGCAAACCUCAACCCCAGCUUGGCGCGCUGCCUGCUCACCCAGGUGCUCCACACAGAUAAUGUGGUGAACUAUAAGGACCUGAUGGCUCUGCUGCAGCUGACCCACCGGGCCAAACCCAGUGUACGACUCAUCGUGUGCAAGAGGGUGCACCAGCUGCUGCAGACGCAGCCCGACGCGGCGCAGCAGAUCGCCCGGCAGCAGUGCUGGCAGGACACCCUGAUGAGGCUCUUCCUGCGGUCGGGCGGCGGCGGCGGCGGCGGCGGCGGACCCGACGCCAUCAGCAACUGCAGCCUGGACCUGGGCCGGUCGGGCGGGGGGGCCGCGCGCCUGGACCUGCCCCUGGAGCGGAGGGGCCGCGCGGGGAGCCGGGACCGCCACGGCGGCGGCGGCGGCGAGGAGGACCGGCUGAGCAUGGGCGACGGGCGCUCGCUGGACAGCCUGGAGAACGGCGGCGGCGGCGGCGACGCGGUCUCGCUUCUGGACACGCCCUCCUCGGCCGCCGCCACGCCCCGGCCCUCCUGGGGCUCGUCGGGGGGCCGGGGCCCCGGGGGCCUCACCCUGGACCUGUCCCACGUCCAGGGCUACGAGGGCGGGGAGAGCGGCGGCAGCACGCCGUCGCCCCUGGACGGCGCCGCCAGGGCCUUCGCGCCGGGGGCCGGCGGGGAGCGGGACGCCACGCCGUCGCUCGGCGACGACAGCUUCCUGUUCAGCGACACCGCCUCGCUGGGGGAGUCCUUCAACGGCACGGAGCGUGUGGACGAGGAGCUGUGCGGCAUGCUGCUGGACACGGUGCUGUGUGUGAUGUGGCGCGGCGUGGAGGGCUCGGACGAGGGGGCGUGGCUGGAGCGCGGCCAGGUGUUCUCCGCCCUCACCAAGCUGGGCACGGCCAAUGAGCUGCUGAUGCCCGUCGACCACAUCAAGCUCCGGUUAGAGGAACACGCGCACGCACACAAAGACAUGCACACAUGCACACAUGGGCAUAGACUCAUGCACACACAUGUACGCGCCGUGGACACAUGCACACAAACGCACAUGCAGACGUGCACAUAGGCAAGGCAAGGCAACUUUAUUUAUAUAGCACUUUUCAUACACAAGGCAGACUCAAAGUGCUUCACAUAUAAACAUUGUCAUACAAUUAAAUAAAAUAAUAGAUAAGUAAAAGAAAACAUAUGCAAAGAAAUGGGUAAAAUAGAAAGUUAAAAAGGCAUUUUAGUAUUAAAAUAGAAAAUAAAGGCAAAGUUAAAAAACAGCUUUUUAGAAAGUGCAAUGUAUUUAAGAUUUAGCAGAAAGCUAAAGCAAACAUAAAAGUCUUCAGUCUUGUUUUAAAGGUGCUCAGAGUUGGGGCAAGUCUUAAAUCCUCUGGGAGUUUAUUCCAGCUAUUUGUUGCAUAGUAAC